AUGGCAAUGGCAACGGCGCUUCGCAGGCUUUCAUCUACCGUGGACAAACCCAUCAGACGUCUUUACAAUGGCGGCUCUCUCUAUUACAUGUCGUCUUUGCCCAACGAGGCUGUGUACGAGAAAGAAAAGUCUGGUGUCACGUGGCCAAAGCAGUUGAAUGCUCCGCUUGAGGUUGUCGAUUCGGAGAUUGCUAAUAUUAUCGAGCUCGAGAAAGCGAGACAAUGGAAGGGACUUGAGCUCAUUCCAUCGGAGAAUUUUACAUCUGUUUCUGUGAUGCAAGCAGUUGGGUCUGUAAUGACUAACAAAUACAGUGAAGGAUAUCCCGGUGCAAGAUACUAUGGUGGAAACGAGUACAUUGACAUGGCAGAAUCCUUGUGCCAGAAACGUGCUUUGGAAGCAUUUCGGUUGGAUCCUGCAAAGUGGGGAGUGAAUGUGCAGCCUCUGUCAGGAUCGCCAUCUAAUUUUCAAGUUUACACUGCGCUAUUAAAACCUCAUGACAGGAUCAUGGCACUUGAUCUUCCUCAUGGUGGGCAUCUUUCACAUGGCUAUCAGACUGACACAAAGAAGAUAUCAGCGGUCUCUAUAUUUUUUGAGACCAUGCCAUAUAGAUUGAAUGAGAGCACUGGCUAUAUUGAUUAUGACCAGUUGGAGAAAAGUGCCACACUCUUCAGACCAAAAUUGAUUGUUGCUGGUGCCAGUGCUUAUGCACGUCUAUAUGACUAUGCACGUAUUCGCAAGGUUUGUGACAAGCAGAAAGCAAUCAUGUUGGCAGAUAUGGCACACAUCAGUGGACUGGUUGCAGCCGACGUCAUCCCAUCACCAUUUGAGUAUGCAGAUGUUGUGACCACAACAACCCACAAAUCUCUUCGUGGGCCACGUGGUGCCAUGAUUUUCUUCAGGAAGGGGGUGAAAGACAUUAACAAACAGGGCCAAGAGGUUUUGUAUGAUUAUGAAGACAGAAUUAAUCAGGCUGUCUUUCCUGGACUUCAAGGUGGCCCACACAAUCACACAAUCGCUGGCUUAGCAGUUGCAUUGAAACAGGCAACGACCCCAGAAUACAAAGCUUAUCAAGAGCAAGUUCUCAGUAAUUGCUCAAAGUUUGCACAGACACUGGUUGUGAAUGGAUAUGACCUUGUCUCUGGUGGAACGGAGAACCACCUAGUUUUGGUGAAUUUGAAAAACAAGGGUAUUGAUGGUUCCAGGGUUGAAAAGGUGUUGGAAGCUGUUCACAUUGCAGCCAACAAAAACACUGUUCCUGGAGAUGUGUCUGCCAUGGUUCCUGGUGGCAUCAGGAUGGGAACUCCUGCUCUCACUUCAAGGGGAUUUGUCGAAGAGGACUUUGCUAAAGUUGCUGAAUUCUUUGAUGCUGCUGUGAAGUUGUCUUUGAAGAUCAAGGCUGAAACUAAAGGUUCCUGAUGGGAUCAUUUUGUCGUUCCCCAAGAACAUAUAUAUACUUUACAACAUGAUGUACCUGUGUUGUCUCCUAUUACUUCUUGGAAACAUCCAUCUUUGUUUAGAUGGACAAAGUUGAAGGACUUUGUGGCCACAAUGCAGUCCAGUGCUCCCAUCCAGUCUGAGAUUGCAAAGCUUCGGCACGAGGUGGAAGAGUAUGCAAAACAAUUCCCAACUAUUGGGUUUGAGAAAGAAACCAUGAAGUACAAAAACUGAAAAGAAGUUCUACAUGCCAGGUAAAUCUAUUCUUGGGGAUUAUUGGAGUUGAAUUUUGCUGUGCAAAGUAACCAAAACUCUGCUUGUGAUUUGUAUAAGAGUGUUCUCAACACUCCUUCAUCCCUUCCCCGGUGCCAGUACUCAAAAUAAUUUCUCCUGUAGCUGGACAUGAUGCCAUGUGUUAGGUUUCCAUAUUUUGUGUUUGUAGUAUCAGUAUCAUGUAUUUACUUCCACCAAUCGUUUCUGGUGGCACACCGUAAUCUAUGCAAAAUCUGAUCCAUUGUGCAUCAUUUGUUUGUGGAGCAGGCACCACACAUCAAGGCCAACUUAUUUUACUACUUGAAGGAGGUUAGUU
Messenger RNA from Ilex paraguariensis (yerba mate), 2023 nucleotides. Lineage: Eukaryota; Viridiplantae; Streptophyta; Magnoliopsida; Aquifoliales; Aquifoliaceae. The record is from the annotation of a GenBank genome assembly.